Hyaloperonospora brassicae is the source of this 663-nucleotide messenger RNA. NCBI's taxonomy places the organism in Eukaryota, Oomycota, Peronosporomycetes, Peronosporales, Peronosporaceae. The record is from the annotation of a GenBank genome assembly.
AUGUACCGACGUCUCGUGCCGCCUGGUACGUUGCGCGUGACCAAAGGCUACGGGGCGGCCAAGCACGAGGCAGAGCUGGACUCGACUCUUGCGCGCAUCAUUGGCUCGGACUGGGGCGACCGGUCGCACCAAUCGGUGUCGCUGCCCAUGCGCCUCUACUGGAUCGUCUUUGCGCUCGUCCUCGGCAACGGAGUGUACACGUUUGUUGCCGGGAAAGACGAGUCGUUUCUACUCGAAAAGCUCAAGAAAAAGCUGGACGAGACAUGGGGCGCGCACGACGAAAGGGACGAGUUUGCUGAACGAAACGAGACGCACGAGACGUCUCUUGCAGCUUCUGAUGCUGUGUCUGCUGAUUCGAUGGAAGGGACGGGGUCGGUGACGCUGGCAAAAGCGCCGUCGGCUUCGGUGCUGACCGCAUCGUCUCGUGGGACAAUGGUGCCGGUCUUUGUUCCACCGGGAAUGUCUGUGCCGUCGAAUGCACGUCAGUCGUUGUCCAUGACAGAGCUGGAGCAGCAGCUUGUGCAGCUGCGCGUGCAACAGGAGCGGUUGCAGCAAGAGAUGCGUAGUGGGGAAGGAGCUCUGACGGCAGAGGAAGCGGCACAUCAAGUGCGCAUGCUAGACAUACAGAAGGAACAGGUGAAGGCAAUGAUGAAAAGCCUGUGA